GCCCACCACGGCGACCAAGUCCACCCCUCCGACGUCUUCCGCGAUGGACUCGAAUUCUCAGCGUGUGCAGGCCACAAACACCUUAGGACGCUCUGGCUCGUUCUUUGGUGCUCUCAAGAGCAUCGUCGCUGCGCCCUUCCAGUGGUUCUCAAACACGGAUGACGAAUUCGAGGACACCGCUGGAAAACGUCGCCGUCUCCCUUCUCCAGCCAAUAGGCCAAGGGAUACCGGCGACGAGUAUCAGAACGCGCCGAAGAGGAUGCGCAUAGACACCCCAGAGCCUGAAAAACGGCAGACUCACUAUAAUGACCCUCCACCCUCUGCCUUUCUCCCGAGAAGGUCGCCCCGCCCACGUUCGUCCAGGGCGACCUUGUCCCCACGCAAGACUCUCAGGCCACCAGCUGGCUCAUUUGCUACCUCCGUCUCUGCUCCUAGAGGGCGCCGCACUCUUUCCCCUCAUCCUGCUGGAAUUCAUGGACCAGCAGGCAUGUCUCGAACUAUGUCGCUUGAUCCACCAUCCAACUUCAGCACGCUCAGCGGCCCAAAGAGACUGUCACGCGACGUGACCAUGGAAGACAUUGGCAAGGAAACAAGCUCAAGGGAUAUGUCUGUAAUCCGCGAUGUCUCACUGGAGCCAGGCCGUCGUACAUAUAUGAGAACUUCAUUGACGCCACAGCCAUCAGGUUCCAACUUCGGGCCGAACGUACCUCCUCGUCGCGAGCGUGAUCCUUCUGAGCCUCCUCCGCUGGCAUCCCUCAUUUCUAACCCGACGUUCAUCAAGCCACCUCAGAACCUUCAGAAACAAGGAACCACCGACAUGUCACAGCAGAUGACCCUAGGUUCUUUGGCUCAGUCGAGGAAACAUGGUAAUUCCCCUAGCCGUCAGGGCUCUCUUCUUUUUGGUUCCAAUGCACCCGCAGAGUCAUCUUCUACACCUCUGUGGCCGGUCAACGCGGCAGAGAAAGCUCUUCACGAGCUAGAUGUGUACAAGACACCUCUCCUUCCCACUCGCCUGCGAGGGUCUUCUGAGAUUCCGGAGAUGUUCAUGCCGAAGAAGAAGCAUCAGAUCACCCUUAUGCAUGACGAUCGAGAUGAAAGACCUCGCUUGGGCACGAAGGGGAAAGGUAAACGAAAGGUACCGGACUCGCCAGCGAAGCCAUACGCCGGAGAGGGAGGUAUGAAGAAGUGGUUGGCGAGACGGAAGCGGGAAGAGGAGGAAGCGAAAAAACGAGAAGAAGAGGAAUUGAUGGAUGAUGACAAGCCAUUGGAGGAGCAACGCCUUGAUAUUACAAACACCGUGGAAGCACUCCAGAAGAAGGAUGCGAUUGCGCCUCCCGACCCAACUUUUGAACCCGGUGUUCCAUUCACAAGCGGCCUGGAAACGUCGCUUAGGGUGGGUCGCAGCCGAAGCUCUCGCAAUCACAUUGAGCGUCCGUCGUCAAACCGCAUGAACAAGUUCUCUGCGGCAUUCGAUGUAGACGAGGAUGAUAUGGCGGAUGAUGCAAGGGCCGCUGAUUUCAAGAUGUUGGAAGAGGCAGCUAAGAAGGCGCCGGUAUUCGAAGUUCCUACUUCGUUCACAUUCGCUAAAGAGACACCGAUCACUCACGAUAGCACCAAUGCCAAAGAGCCUCCAGUUUCUUCGCUGCCGUUCUCGUUAUCCAAUGCUGGGUCAUCUCCUGUGAAGGUCACUCCUGUGCAGACGUCCACCCCUCAAGUGUCAAAGACAGCCCAGGCUUUCGAGACUCCGGCAUCUGCAAGAGCACCGGCGCCAAUCAUCCCAUCUAUCUCAUUCGAGCCUCCGACUCCUCAACCUCCCAAGCCAUCAAAGCCUGAGGCAGCACCUUCGGCGUUUGACUUUAACAAGCCGCCUGCUCCUGCACCGUCAGUAGCAUCUGCACCGGAGUCCAGUAAAAAGGAUGGUAUUCCCAACUUUUUUGCUAGUUCGUUGUCCAAAUCUGCGGCCAGCAGUGCCCCCCCGCCUUCCUCUAACCUUGCGAGUUCUGCACCGUCACUGUUCGGGAUUCAGGCGCCAGCUAUCGGCGGCAAACUAGCAGAGGCUACUCCGGAGCCCUCCAAAGCCCAGGAAGCAGCUACAUCUUUGUUUGGUACAACACAUAAGCCUACACAGCCAUCCUUGUUUGGGUCAGCAGCUCCAGCCUCUACUUCAUUGUUCGCCCCGCCCGCAGCCGACAAGGCCUCUUCAAUAUUCGGUUCAACCUCGUCGGCGAUUUCCCCAUCUUCGACCACGGAGUCGGCACAGGCCACCCCAUCUACGACUACAUCACAAGUUGCCGCCCCUCCAGCCGCGGCGCCGGCGCUAUUUUCGUUUAGCAAUUCUGCCCCUGAAGCGUCCGCGUCGAAGUCUAUCUUCACAGAUGGGGCUAAAACAGCUCAACCCGCAGAACCAAAGCCAUCGCCGCUAAUGUUUGGGUCUGGUCCAUCCACAAGUGGCACUACUUCGGCACCAUUCAACUUUGGACUUCCCUCACCCCACCCUCCUUCCGCCUCCGAACCAUCGAAGCCUGGUUUCUCGUUUGGUCAAGCCGAUGCACCAAAAAACACGUCCACUAGCACGACGUUGGAAGCUCCAAAGCCAGCAUUUGGUAGUCAAACUCAGCCUGCGUUCUCCUUUGGUCAGCGGCCGAGUUCGGCGCCGUUGGAUCCAAGCUUAGAGAACAGGGCCACGAGUCCCUUCUCCUUCGGAUCGGCUCCUGCCACACCUCCUGCUCAAGAGAAAAAGCCAGCACCGUUUUCCUUUGGAACGCCAACGACCACUGCGCCAGCUUUCAACUUUGGAACUCCAAGUGCGAGCAAUGGUACUGCUGACAACAAUAAGUCGGUGACGUUCGGACAAUCGACUCCGGCUCGUCCUAUUACUCCGCCCAAGGACCAAGAGGUUAGCAUGGACGAAAGCCCUGUUCGGGAUGCAAACGUAACCAACGACGGCAAACCUGCUGAACGACCCAGCUUGAACUUUUCCUUUGGGUCUGGCAGCGUGCUAUUUGGGAACCAGAGCAGCAGUCAGCCUCCUUCCGCCGGAGGAUUUGGGUUUAAUUCUCCUUCUACGCCGAAUGCGUUUGGCUCGAAGCCCGAAGAAAAGUCCACAGAGAACAAGACUGGGUUUGCCUUUGGCCAAUCGUCAACCAACUCGCCAUUUUCUUUCGGCAAACCUCUUGAUAGCCCUGCAACUGCAACAUCAACAAAUGCACCCUUCUCAUUUGGACAGUCGUCUCCUAGUGCUGCACCCUCUUCGCCUUUUACCUUCGGAACGCCUGCGAACAGCAGUCCAUUUGGUGCCGCUGCUAGUCCUGCUUCAGCGCCAACUGGCCCUUUCAGCCAGCCACAGUCGACGUUCACGUUCGGAGGGUCGAACAAUACACAGCCUUCAAGCAACGGUGCUUUCACCUUUGGAAGCGGUAGUCAACCAGCGUCCCCUGCCAACAAUAAUGUACCCCUCUCUCAGCCAGGUGGAUCGGGCGGUGCCUUCGCGUUUGGCCAGUCCAAUGGAAGUGCUCCGAGCAGCCCAUUCGCAGCACCCACCCCUCCGCCUGCUGAAGGUGGAGGUGCCCUCUUCACGAUUGGAGCAGCACCACAAACCCAAACGCCGCCCGGACUCAGACAGAUCAAGAAGCUUCCCAACAGACGAGGAGGGCGCCGAUAACUUAUCACGCAACUGCACAAACAUCUUCUCUCAACAAAAUUAACAAACAUUUUACCAUCUAUAUCUCGAUUGGCGACACCUGCUUGCGACAGUUUUGCAUAAUCAUCCCCCGUCUCACCACAUACCAUCACCACCACUGAAUUUUCUGUAGCUUGUUAAAGGGAUUUAUGGGUGGCUGAAGGCCACUACACAUGCAUUUUUACUCACGAAGGCUCAAGGCCAUUAGAUACACAUCACAUAUUUGCAUAGCCUCAUUUGACCUGCUGUUUUCUCGUCUAUUGCCUCAAAUACUGUCGCCAGUUUAUACGAUCGCUUAUUGUCUAUAG
Messenger RNA from Coniophora puteana RWD-64-598 SS2, 3987 nucleotides. RefSeq lists its product as uncharacterized. The transcript is spliced from 4 exons. Bases 44 to 3661 code for a protein of 1205 amino acids. NCBI's taxonomy places the organism in Eukaryota, Fungi, Basidiomycota, Agaricomycetes, Boletales, Coniophoraceae. The record is from RefSeq and is a predicted model, not a curated record.